AUGUCUAGAUUGAAUCGGCCGCUUAAGUUAACUGAGUUGCAAACAGAAUUUGAUCGUCUUGCAAGUAAUGAUAACCGUAAAUUAGUCCUAUCUAAAGCUUAUAGUAUUUUAGCUUUAUCUGAAAUUUAUCAAUAUAAUGAAUUGCGAAGUAUAUCUACGAAUUUCCUUUUUAGGAAAUUUAAAAGUAAUAACUGGCAAGAUUUAUUUAUUGCUGGUGAAUAUCUAGAUAAGCUUAAAAAUGAAGUAGAAGGUGAAGUAAUUAGUAGUGCUAAAGAACACUUCCCUAAAGAGUACUUAGGCGUUCUUCUUCCAGUUAAGUUGGCUAGUAAGUCCUAUGAAACAGUGAAAGAUAAGCGUGUUUUCAAAGAACUAGAACCCUUCAUUAGUGAACAUAAGAUUGUAGAUCGAGUCGGUCAACGUACUGGCCAGCAACGUAGACGGAUUAAGGCGGCUCGAGAUAAGGCUCAGGCCGUCUCACACGAGCAGGUGGUGCAAAGACGGCGAGCUGAUCAGGCUUAUGCACGGGAGAUGGCUCGUUUAGAACAACAGUUGCGUAAGCAGUAG
Messenger RNA from Nematocida homosporus, 564 nucleotides. RefSeq lists its product as uncharacterized. The record is from RefSeq and is a predicted model, not a curated record. The transcript has a single exon. Bases 1 to 564 code for a protein of 187 amino acids. NCBI's taxonomy places the organism in Eukaryota, Fungi, Microsporidia.